AUGCAGCAGGGCAGUCGGACCCGACCCGAACACCGCGCCGCGCCCUUGAUCGGCCAACCCAUCCUUUUCGCCACAGGCCCCUUUGCUGGACGCUAUAUCCGCGCACAGCUCGUGGAGCUGCAGAAGCCCGAUCUAGGCAGGAAGUGCGGAAUCAGGGACAGGCGGCCUGUAGAUCCCCCGCCCGUCGUCCGCCUCCGGCUCUUCCAGGUCCACGACGCACACACUUCCGCUCAGUGGGAAGAGGAGCUUGUCAACCUGUCCGAGGUCGAGAACUAUGGAUUCAUAUGCCAUGUCGAUCUGUUCCCUAUGCCCAUGGCUUCCGCCGGCGACUCGCCCCGCACGCGGCGACUCAGUAACCAGUCCUACGAACGGCUUGCUAUCCCUGAACACGCCGGCAGUUCGCCCUUUACCUCUUUGCCGCUCACAACAAGCCCUAGUGGAUCGAUUCCCUUCGUACAAGCUGAGAGGAUGUAUGCAACCAAUCAGCAGCGGGAAGUUUACCGUGGCGACUCUGGGAUGAGUUCUUCAGCCUCCAUGAGUAACUCAUCUCUCCAGGAUGGACCACCUGACACAGUGGCCACGUACAUGAAUGGUCUUCCCGUGCCAGAGAGCAGGCGGUGCACGCACUUUGUUGUGGGAACAACCUUCUCGGCGUCGUCGUGCAUCGAGUACCAGCGAGUCAUGCAGCUGUUGUUCAUCUUCCCAGAUCUCGCCGUCAAGGAGGAUGGGGACUAUUUCCUUCGCUACAGGGCAUUCAACACCCUGUACAACGUCGCGGGGAGUACUCCCAUUCAAAUCCUCGCCGAAUGUGUCGGCGGGCCGUUCAGGGUGUACAGCACGAAGGACUUCCCCGGUCUGCGCGCAUCGACCGAGCUCACGAAGCAUAUCGCUAAUUUCGGCUUGCGCAUCAACUCACGCGAGCACGAGCGCAAACGGCGCAAGAGCUCGCACGCCGCGGAGCGGUCGAGUAUCCAGAGACGAGAGUUGCGUCCUGCGCAUGCUGGCCCGUCAUCCUAUACAACGGAUACCGCGCCGCACACGGGUGUCUACGGUAGUAGGCGGGGGAGGGGAAGCACCUUCUAG
Molecule: messenger RNA, 1083 nt
Organism: Rhodofomes roseus
Lineage: Eukaryota; Fungi; Basidiomycota; Agaricomycetes; Polyporales; Fomitopsidaceae
Product: velvet factor-domain-containing protein
Exons: 5
Coding region: 1-1083 (360 amino acids)
Source: RefSeq, a predicted model, not a curated record